AUCGCUGUGAAGCAUAUAUCGUUCUUAAACAAUUAAUAUAUUUCAUUUGUCGAACAUGUGGGACAAGUUGUGGUUGAUUCUAGUCGUGAUUGUGUUUACUUAUCUUUCGAAAAAUAUAAAGACCAGUGAAGAACCGAGCAAAUUCUUUUUUUAUUUAAAAUUCUCUAUCUUCUAUAUCUAUGGAUCUUUAUUGGCGUGUAUCAUCUGGCCAUUCUUCUUGUUUACUCCAAAAAAUCUUAAAAAUGCAGCACUCGGUGCUUGGCUAAUAAAGCCUGUAACUAAAGUAUACGAUUUAAAAUGGCAUCUACGCAAUGGCGAAGUGUUAUCUAAAGAGGAAGGGGCCGUCAUUGUUUCAAAUCAUCAGUCGUCUCUGGAUAUAUUAGGUCUCUUUAACAUUUGGAAUGAUGUGGGUAAGCUGGCGCCUAUUGCUAAGAAGGAAUUGUUCUACGUUUGGCCCUUUGGAUUGGCAGCCUAUCUCGCGGGAGUAGUAUUCAUAGAUAGAAAUAACGCAAGAGGUGCAUAUGAACAGCUUAAAAUUACAUCAGAUGUUAUGGUUAAGAAUAAGACAAAGAUGUGGCUGUUUCCUGAGGGUACAAGGAAUAAAGAAAACGAUACACUUUUACCGUUUAAAAAGGGAGCAUUCAUCAUCGCAGUGACCGCACAAAAACCGAUCAUACCCGUGGUCUUUUCUCCAUACUAUUUCAUAAAUGAAAAGAAAUAUAUAUUUAACAAAGGACACGUUGUAAUCCAGUGUUUAGAGCCUGUGCCAACAGAGGGGUUGACAAUGGAGGACGUUCCGGAUCUUGUGGAUCGAGUGAAGAAUCAAAUGGAUAAAAAAUACAAAGAACUCAUACAAGAAGUUUUGAGUGCUUUACCGCCUGACUACCCACACGCUUACAAAGAUCACAAAAUUGCGGGCGAUUAAAAUAAAUAUAUAUUUGGACAAUAUAUCCCAAAAUACGUAAAUGGAUAGACUACAUAAUAGUUCGAAGUCAUUAAAAUAAACGAAGCGUAGAAUAGAAGCUCUCAAUCGAUUUUG
Vanessa tameamea is the source of this 1039-nucleotide messenger RNA. RefSeq names its product 1-acyl-sn-glycerol-3-phosphate acyltransferase beta-like. Gene Ontology annotation, molecular function: 1-acylglycerol-3-phosphate O-acyltransferase activity. The record is from RefSeq and is a predicted model, not a curated record. Gene Ontology annotation, biological process: phosphatidic acid biosynthetic process. The transcript is spliced from 5 exons. NCBI's taxonomy places the organism in Eukaryota, Metazoa, Arthropoda, Insecta, Lepidoptera, Nymphalidae. Gene Ontology annotation, cellular component: membrane; endoplasmic reticulum. Bases 56 to 925 code for a protein of 289 amino acids.